GAGGUGGUCCUCUACUGCCUGGAGAACAAGGUGUGUGAUGUGAAUCACCGUGACAACGCGGGCUACUGUGCCCUGCACGAGGCGUGUGCACGCGGCUGGCUGGCCAUCGUGGAGCAUCUGGUCCAGCACGGGGCAGACAUCAACUGCAGCGCACAGGAUGGAACCAGGCCUCUGCACGACGCGGUGGAGAACGACCAUCUGGAUGUGGUGCGGCUGCUGCUGUCGUACGGCGCUGACCCCUCAUUGGCCACCUACUCGGGCCGGACGCUGCUCAAGAUGACCCACAGCGAGCUCAUGGAGUGCUUCCUCACCG
Messenger RNA from Sardina pilchardus (European sardine), 313 nucleotides. RefSeq names its product BCL-6 corepressor-like. Gene Ontology annotation, cellular component: nucleus. NCBI's taxonomy places the organism in Eukaryota, Metazoa, Chordata, Actinopteri, Clupeiformes, Clupeidae. Gene Ontology annotation, molecular function: transcription corepressor activity; protein binding. Gene Ontology annotation, biological process: negative regulation of transcription by RNA polymerase II. The record is from RefSeq and is a predicted model, not a curated record.